GAAAUAUAUUUAAAAAGAAACUGUGGCACACAGAAAGCUCAUCAGAACGCACAUUUCAGUCUUUGCUACCAUGAGACUUCUUCCUCUCUUCGUGCUGCCUUUCCUUUUCGGAGGCCUCGUGGCUGAAUGCCCCAAUUCUGCGCUGCUUCUGAAUGAAAGUGGAGAGAAGCUGUGUGCCAGGAUGUUUGAACACAGCAGUGCUUAUUUUGACCAGUCCUGCGGAGGAGCAUACUUGGAUGCCAAAAAUGGAGAUGACUUCCCCUACAUGCCCUCUGGUUGGAAGAACAAGAUUUCCUCGCUGGUUGUUUCAAGCCGUUGCACCCUGAAAGUGUGGAGCAAAGAAGGAAAACUUGGCAACAAUCGUUCCUUUUCAGCUGGCACAGUCUACCAAAUGAAAGACUAUAAAAAUGGCCUUUUCGGCAACUGGAAUGACUCUGUCCAGGCAUACUUCUGUACCUGCAACUAAAAAGACCAAUGUUCAUUGCUUCAAGCGAUUAAAUUUACAUUUCUCUCUUCAA
This is a messenger RNA of Xenopus tropicalis (tropical clawed frog), 518 nucleotides long. RefSeq lists its product as uncharacterized. The record is from RefSeq and is marked provisional. The coding region runs from base 71 to 466 and encodes 131 amino acids. NCBI's taxonomy places the organism in Eukaryota, Metazoa, Chordata, Amphibia, Anura, Pipidae. Gene Ontology annotation, biological process: exocytosis. Gene Ontology annotation, cellular component: zymogen granule membrane; secretory granule membrane. The transcript has a single exon.